AUGUUCCAUUUAGCAUGGAGGACCCGGUCCCGAUGCGUCCCCGCCGCCUGGGGAGGCAAAGCGUCGCGCCUGCGAGCCUCGCCGCGCCCGCUCUCGACGCCAUCGUCCUCGCCCGGGCACCCGCCGACGACGCACGCCUUUCCCUUCCCCUACACCGACGACGAGCCGCGCCCGCGGUUGCGCGGCGACUUUGUGCACUCGAACCACGUCCGGAACGAGAUGCUUCGGCACGCCUUUCGGGACGAGUCUCGCGCCAUCCGCGAAGACGUCAAGCACAGGCUCAGCUCGCCCUUUGUGCCCCCGGCCCGCGACUACCCUCUGCCCCAUGCCACCAAGAAGAGCAUGGCGCAGGCGCUCAAGCUGGCGAGGGUCCAUGUCGGCUUCGACUUGAUGACCUCGCGCGAUGAGACGUGCCGCGUCCCCGACUGGGCCGACGUCUUCGAAACCCUCAAGCGCACCACGCCCAAGGUCGGCGACGCCCCCAGCAUGGCCGCCCUGCGCAUCGUCAUGCCCGAGUCGCGCGACCUGGCCGUCGAGAACAGAAAAGUCGAGUUCAUCGAUGCCGCCACCGGCCUCGUCGCCAGGCUGCGCAUGGCCGUCGACCGCCAGGGCCCGUCGUCCUUUUUCCUCCGCGGCCGCGCCUCGGUGCUUGCCAGGGCCGCCGACGAGCUCAUUGCCGCCUGCAAGGACAUCCAAAUCUUCAAGCUGGGCGACGUCGCGGCUCAUGACUACGAGACGAAGCGCCUGUGGCCAGUCAUCGAGGACGCCCCCAACGGCGGCUUCGUCGUGCCGGCCGACAAGCUCGACAACAUGUGGGUGCACCGGGAGCAAACGAGAUACUGGAUCACCAGGCGCUACGAGAACACCCCGAAACCCAUGUACUGGACAAAGGAAACAUUCCAAAGAUACGUCACCACGCUCGCCUGCGGGCGCCUGCGCCCUCACAUGGCCCUGGCCUACUACGGGGAGCCUCGCAAAGGCGGGAGGCUCGUCGACACCGAAGGCGUGAGAAUCAGGCUCAUCCUCGACGCCUUUGAAGACCCUUCCGCGAGAGACUGCAUCACCCCCUGGAUCCUCAAGAUGGCUCUGGCCUUCAUGUCCCACCGCGCCGGCUAUCGCGCCUCGGCCGAGCGUCUCUUCGCCAUGGCCGAGGAGUGGGGCGUGCCCAUGGACACCGAAGUCUACAACAUCAUGCUCCAGGGAUAUCUCUCCAACAACGACGUCGCCCUCUUCUUCAAGACUCUGCGCAAGAUGGUGUCUCGCUUCUUCCAGCCAAACGCGCGCACGUGGCUGCUCUACCUCCGCCUGGUCCAGAAGGACGACAAGAGAAGGCAGAUCAUUGCGGCCAUGUACGAGCUCGGCUUCUUCCAUGACCCGGCCACGCGGCGCGGCAUCGCCGACGUCAUGGCCGGCCACGACGCGUACCUGGCUUUCAAGGCCGGCACGAUGCUGGAGCCCUUUAUGGCGAACCAGGCCUCACGCUACGGCGAGGACUGGCUCACGCCCGGCGCCUUGAACGGCACCCUGAGGGAGUUCUUCCGGUUCUGGAAGAAAGGCCACGCCACCAUCGGCGAGUUCCGCACCAUGAUGGACGAGAAGUUGCCGGAGUCUCUCGAGCUCGGCCUCGACACAUACAACAUCAUCCUCGAGUACUGCGCCGAGAGCCGGGACUGGACGACGGCCCUCUGGGCCAUCGCGCGGAUGCGGGACCGCGGCUGCGAGCCCGACCACUACACGUACCAGGUGCUGCUGCUGCUCGCGCGCAACUCGCGCUCCCCGACCUCCUUUGGCAUCAUCUUGUUCUACGCCGUGCUGGCGCGGCAGCUGCGGACGACGGCGCGGCAGAUUGCCGACGAGGUGCUGAUGGGCAAGUCGCAGGUCUGGUUCUGGAACUACGUCCAGCCGCGCGUCUUCUCCAACAAGAUGGCCCGCGCCCUCGAGGCCAGCAAGCUGGCGCCCACGACCAGCCCGACGGCCGGCGUCGAGUGGGCCAUCCUCAGCGAGUGCGAGGACUACACACCCGUGCAGUCGCUCUGCGGCGCCCUCGGCACCGCCAUCCGCACCCUCGACGGGCCGGUGCACCGCCAACUGUACAACGAGGCGCUCCAUCCCGCCACCAUCAAGCACCCGGACGACUACACCAUCCGGAUGUACGACCUGCGCAGGCGCCGCGCCGUCAUGCUGGUUCACCUCGACUCACGCUUCAAACGCUGGUCGAUGAUACGGCCUGCCGACCCCGAGUCCGACCGGGCCGGCGGCGCGCCCGGGGCCGCGGCCGCGUCUGCUGAGGACGCGGCUGAGACUGGCGAGAACGGGCCUGCUGAGCCUCGCGAGGACCCGGCCGAGGCUGGCGAGCACGAGGCGCCCCCGGCUGAAGGCGACGGCGCUGCCUGGGCAGGCAAAGACGAUGCCCGGGCACGCCUCGCCGAGCGGCGCUUCCGUCCACACAUGUAG
This is a messenger RNA of Hirsutella rhossiliensis, 2454 nucleotides long. RefSeq names its product PPR repeat family domain-containing protein. The coding region runs from base 1 to 2454 and encodes 817 amino acids. The record is from RefSeq and is a predicted model, not a curated record. The transcript has a single exon. NCBI's taxonomy places the organism in Eukaryota, Fungi, Ascomycota, Sordariomycetes, Hypocreales, Ophiocordycipitaceae. Gene Ontology annotation, molecular function: protein binding.